This is a messenger RNA of Strongyloides ratti, 336 nucleotides long. RefSeq lists its product as hypothetical. The transcript is spliced from 4 exons. Lineage: Eukaryota; Metazoa; Nematoda; Chromadorea; Rhabditida; Strongyloididae. The coding region runs from base 1 to 336 and encodes 111 amino acids. The record is from RefSeq and is a predicted model, not a curated record.
AUGAAAGUACAAAUAUAUCCAACAUUUAAACAUUUCCCCAAUAUCGUUUGGAGAAAAUAUGUAACUUGGUCUCAAAAACUUGAAGAAAUUCGAUACUUUAAAAAAGGAGAAAAAAACAAUAGUGUUUAUAAAAUUUCAACAGAAUUACCUAAAAAAAGUAUUUUAAAAAAUGGUAAAGUUUUGGAAAAAAAUAUUGAAGAAGUAUCAAGUGUUGAUAAUUGUAUAGUACCUACAUUUACAAGUAUUAGGAAAGACAUAGUAAAAGAUAAAAAUAUUUUAAAUAAAAAAGAACUAAGAAAACUUAAGAGACGAGAAAGAAACAAAGCUAAAGGAUAA